GUCACAAAGUAAAAAACAAAAAAGAUUUUUAAAAAGUCAAAAAAAGUGUUUGGAAAGAUCGAAAAAAAAAAUUGAUCUGUAAAAAAAAAUUAAACGGAUAACAGGGAGAGUGAGAGAGAGAAAGAGAAAAAGAAAGGAAAAUAAUAAUAAUAAUAAUAAUUGCUAUUAUUAUUAUUAGGUAUAACAAAAUCUACACAAACGGCAAUCAUUGUAACCACAAAAUAUACUUUCUCUUUUUCUUAUUUUCAUUAUUUCUCUCUCUCUCACUCUCUCAGUCUGCUUUCCUGUAUCAUUAUAAAUACAUAUAUAUAAAUAUAUAUGUAUAUACAAGCAUACAAGCUUAUAUAUGUGUGUGUAUAGAUAUUAUAUACAUAUAUAUAUGUAGCGUGUAUAUAAAUAUAUGUAUGUAUAUACGUCUGUAUGAUGUAUGCUUCUCAUGUAUAUACAUAGACACACACACAUGUGUACAUAUAAAUAUGUAUUAAAUUAAUUGUUAAUAGCAGACGAUAUACAAAAGUUUAAACAGAAUCGGAGGAAAAAUAAGAAAAAGAAAGCUGAAAAAUCAAAGAAGGAUAUACUAGAAAUAGAUCUAUAUAUACAUACAUAUUUUUUAAAAAAGGAUAUAAAUACCUAUAUAUAUAUAUAUAAAUAAAUAUAUAUAUAUAUAUAUUAAAAAAGAAUAUAUAUAUAUAUAUAUAUAUAUAUAUACGUAUUUUUAAAAAAAAUCUAUAAACUAAACGAAAAAAUAACAUAAAGAAAACGAGGAAUGCCUACACAACAUAGAUCGGUGACAACAUUGCAAAAUUUGUUGUUUUUCAAGGGGGGGAUUUUCAGUGUUGUUUGUGUUGGGUUUUUUCUUGGUGAUUUUUCCCAUUCCUGAGUGAGUAGUAUGUAUACCAUUGGAACCGGGUGCAGAGUGGCACCGUUAUCACUUACCAGAACAACAACAACUAUCGUCAUAAAGGAUAUUCGGUAAACAUAUUAUACCCAGCCAAUACACCGGAUAGUUAUUCGUUCCGAAUUGGAUUGUAUCUCACUUGAAUGUUCUAACAGUCAAUUGGAAAACAAACAAAUACCCGAUAAUAAUAAUAAUAAAAAUAAUAAUAAAAAUUACACAAAUAUGGGAAAAUCUUCGUCUUUGAUUACGCACACUAAAGCAAGGCUGGGGUCGCUUACCACAGAUUGCGAAUAUUCGGACAGUGUGUCCAGCCCGACCUCAUCGCCACCAUCGACAGUCGGCAGCGCAUCAGCAAUGAAAAAUACCACAAUCAACUUGACCACUGGUCGAAUCACAGGAAGGAUGAAGUUUAAUCAACGCCUCUUCAUUCUUUUUGGAGCUACUUUCUUCUCAUUUGCAUUUUUUCUCUUAUUCGACCAGAGCAUGCCCUGGCCACAACAACAAAUCAGCCGGACUCGUCUGUUGGCCAUUAAGCUCUGGCCAAACCAGUUGGACUGGCAGCCGCCACGACAUCGCCACCACGCAUGCUCGUGGAGCACGACACCGUCCAUUGACAGGAUUGUCACAGCAAACUUUUCCACAUUUGAUAUGAUACCCAAACUUGUUUAUGAUGUCAUGGCUGACGGUUCAUAUCCGCUCCCAAACCCUAACAAAGCUUUAGAUUUAUUAUCUUUAUCAUCAUCAUCGUUAUCAUCAUCUUUGUCAUCGUCAUCAUUAUCAAAGUCUUUAUCAUCAUUAUCAUCCUCAUCAUCGUUAUCAUUAUCAAACUCCUUAGUGUUAUUAGAUUCUUCUCUUUCAUCAUCACCAUCGUUAUCAUUAUCAUCAUCAUCAUCAUUAAAGUCUGCUUCAUUGUUAUCAUCUAACAAUGCUGAACUUGUUGUUGUUGAUGGUGAUGAUGCUGGUGACGAUGAUGAUGAUGAUGAUGACGAUUCUCAUCAUAGUAACGUGGAUGGUGAUGGCCCUGGCGGCGGCGGUGGUGCCGUUGCUGCUGCUGACCACAGUAGAGAUAGUAUAAGUAGCAGUAGUAGUAGUAGUAGUAGCAGCAGUAAAGUCAGCGAAGACGGUCUUACUGUUAUUGUUGUCCCUCAUUCACAUAAUGACCCAGGAUGGCUGAAAACAGUGGAUGAGUACUACUCAGAUCAGACAAAGCACAUACUUGACAACAUAGUGCAGAAACUGACCACGUACCCUAACAUGACAUUUGUGUGGAGUGAAACAAUUUACUUAGCCAUGUGGUGGAACGAUCAAGAAGAUGCCAUUAAAGCACAGGUCCGUAGACUGAUACGUCGGGGUCAGUUAGAGAUAGUGCUGGGUGGCUGGGUGAUGCCAGAUGAGGCCACCACUCAUUAUUAUGCAAUAGUUGACCAAUUGAUAGAAGGCCAUCGAUGGGUGAUGGAUAACUUGCAUGUCAUUCCUGAAAAUAGCUGGUCAAUCGAUGCUUUUGGACAUUCUGGCACAAUGCCUUAUUUACUGAAGGAAGCUGGUCUGAAAAACAUGGUUAUACAGAGGAUUCAUGGUGCUGUAAAAGGUUACUUAGCCAAACGUAAAAGCCUUGAAUUCAACUGGCGCCAAUACUGGGAUCCUAAAGGCACAAAAGAUAUGAUGUGUCACACAAUGCCAUACAUGUUAUAUAGCAUUAAAUAUACCUGUGGUCCAGAUAAGUUCUUCUGCCUGCUUUAUGAUUUCCGCAACAUUCCUGGUGAAAGACGCGAAGGUAAGAGUCGUGAAAUAACCAUGAAGAAUAUUGAAAUUCAGGCUGAGUACCUUUAUAAAGAGUACAUGAAAAAGAACUUCCUUUAUAAGUACAACGUGAUCCUUGUGCCCCUUGGCGAUGAUUUCAGAUAUGACAAAGAAUUAGAAUGGGAUCAGCAAUAUCAAAACUACAUGAUGCUGUUUCAUUAUAUGAAUUCCAGAAGAGACUGGAACAUAAAACUUCGUUUUGGAACCCUCAGAGAUUAUUUCGAUAUUGUCCGUAAACGCCAACUUGUAUAUCCAAAUUACUUUGGUGAUGAUAGUUUAAAGUUGCCCUCUCUUAGCGGUGAUUUUUUCCCAUAUUCGGAUAAAAAUUAUGACUAUUGGACUGGAUUCUAUACAACACGGCCUUUUGACAAAAGAUUUAGUCGAAAUCUUGAAAGUUAUCUGCGAGCAGCUGAUAUCUUAUACUUCUUAGCCUGUUCUUAUUCUAGCAUCUGGGACGUUCCAUACGAGAAAUCUUUCGAGGCUGCUGGUAUGUUGAAAAGAGCACGUAGAUACCUCGGUUUAUUUCAGCAUCAUGAUGCUAUUACAGGAACUGCCAAAGAUAAUGUUGUAUUAGAUUAUGAAGAAAAACUGGCUAUUUCUUAUAACCUUACACAAACUGUUAUUGGUGACGCUUUGGAAAUACUUUUGUAUCGUUCAAAGAAUGGACCCACUAAAUUUGUGACACCAGAAACCGUACGCAUAUCUCCGACGACUUCUCCACAAAAGCAGAUUUUGCGAGUUGACAAAGCCGGCUUGCGACUGAUACUUUUCAACCAAUUGUUACAACAGCGUCAGGAUAUUGUGACAGUUCUUGUUUCUACAAACAAUAUCGAAGUUUUAGAUGAAAGCAAAAACUCUAUACCAUGCCAGAUAAAUCCCUACUGGACAGACCAUACAACAGUUUCCAACAGUGUAUUUGAAUUGGUAUUUUUAGCUAAUAUGGCACCGUUAGCUUCAACUGUCUACACACUUCAAAUACCUAUAGAAGAACCAAAAAAUACAUAUCUUGCUCGAAUUGGUGCCAUAAAUCACGAACACUUAGUAAUACCGUCUACAAGUGGGUUUGUCAAGGAAAAACCCUGGUUUAGUAGUAAUCCUGAAUCAAUAGUUUUGGAAAACAGUAUCAUAAAAGCUACGUUUUCUGGUAGUCGAGGUCUUUUACAAGAAGUCGUUGAUAAAACCACUGGAAAUUCUACUCAGAUAAAACUGGAUUUCCUUGCUUAUCUCUCUCAGGGUAGUGGAGCAUAUUUAUUCUUACCAAAUGGUCGGGCACGCUCUAUCACAAAUAGCAAGCAUAUCGUACGCGUUGUUCGUGGUCCAUUAGUAUCCGAAGUUCACGUACUUCACAAAUAUAUAUUGCAUCGGAUCAAGUUGUAUGAUGUGCCUGGACUUCAAAGACAUGCUUUGCAUAUUGAAAAUACAGUGAAUAUAAAAAGUUUCCGUGAUCGGGAAGUAAUCAUGCGUCUUCAGACUGAUAUUAAAAAUCCCAAUCAAACAUUUUUCACUGACCAGAACGGGUUUCAAAUGAUUGGCCGCAGAAAUCAACCUCGGUUGCAUGUGGAAGCCAACUAUUAUCCAGUAACAACCAUGGUCAUGCUAGAAGAUGACCUACGACGACUGAGUCUUCAUGUUGACCAUUCCCAUGGCGUGGCUUGUUUGGAAACAGGUAUGGUUGAAGUCAUGCUUGACCGACAGCUCAGCUAUGAUGAUGAACGUGGCCUUGGUCAAGGGGUUGAGGAUAUAAAGCCCGUAAUUUCAAAGUUUGUUCUUCAUCUUGAACCACGAUACAAAGGCAAGCAGUCUACUUCUAAUGGUGAUGAUACAGUUAACAAUAAGCAUAAUGUCAAAGAAGACACCCUUCAGUUCGACUCGGAAGCAACCCAGAGACAUGAAGCAGCACAAAAUAUCAAUGUGGAUAGAAAUAAAGAUGGAAUUUCCAAAACCUUAGUUCGAAAUUCUGAUGGUAACGCUCAAAACAUAAAAAUGAAUUUACCAAUUUCGAACACUUUUGCAUCCUACACUGACUCACAAAAAUCUAGUAUACACACGCAAGAGCUCCGUUUUACAUACCCUUCGCUUUUAGGCAUUUAUUUGAACUAUUACCUGCAGCAUCCCUUGAUAACAUAUUUCACUAACAUGCCCUCAGAAAAGCUUGCCCCUACUUUCUUGCCCAUUGACGGCCAGAUUCCUUGUGACAUUAACAUUCUCUCUUUGCGGGUCCUAGUUAAUUCCGAUCUUGUUCAGAACGGCUCUAGCCUGAUACUGAACCGUGAAGGGUUCAGCUGUGAAUUCCCUACAUCAGAGCCGGUCUGCAGUUCUAAUUGGGGCCAGUUCCCUGUUAAUGCCAUGUUUGGGAAAAUACCUUUGAAAUCUUUCCGGCGAACUUCGUUGUCCCAUUUGUAUGACCUUGAAACUCUAAGCCCAAACUCUGUCUUAAAACUUGCUCACAUGGAAGUUUCCUCGUACAUCUUAAAGACAUAAAAUAAAUUGGUGUGUGUGUGUAUAUAUAU
Messenger RNA from Octopus bimaculoides (California two-spot octopus), 5208 nucleotides. RefSeq names its product alpha-mannosidase 2. Gene Ontology annotation, biological process: mannose metabolic process; protein deglycosylation; N-glycan processing. Gene Ontology annotation, cellular component: Golgi membrane. The record is from RefSeq and is a predicted model, not a curated record. NCBI's taxonomy places the organism in Eukaryota, Metazoa, Mollusca, Cephalopoda, Octopoda, Octopodidae. Gene Ontology annotation, molecular function: carbohydrate binding; alpha-mannosidase activity.